Messenger RNA from Sphenostylis stenocarpa, 285 nucleotides. Lineage: Eukaryota; Viridiplantae; Streptophyta; Magnoliopsida; Fabales; Fabaceae. The record is from the annotation of a GenBank genome assembly.
AUGAAGAUGAUGGGUGAAAUGGGGUGGAUUUAUUGCCCUAAGGAUGCUGUGAUACGUGGCCUGCUAUUUCCAUGGAUAUGUGACAAGAAUGCAUCACAAUGGUCAAUAAAGUUGAUUGAAACAGGUUUUUGGUUUGGUGGCACACUGAAAACAUCAUAUACUCUGCAUGAAGAUCAUGAAGCCAGUGAGGACAAAAACGGUCAGAUUCUGCCCGUCAAUCCGUUUAAAAAUGGCGAUGGCGGGAGAGGAAAAAAAAGGUCCUCUGAUAUCAUUUUAACUGCAUGA